Molecule: messenger RNA, 5157 nt
Organism: Notodromas monacha
Lineage: Eukaryota; Metazoa; Arthropoda; Ostracoda; Podocopida; Cyprididae
Source: the annotation of a GenBank genome assembly
AUGCAUCAUCAGUUGAAAGCCACGCCGUCGAAUAAACAAGACUCUUUGGAAGUGCAAACUUUGCUGGCACUCGUGCCCGACUCUAGUGCAGAAGCUGGUCUCAAAAUCACCUACGCCAAUUCCGUGUACGUGGAUGCGGAUGCGAAGCUCGACACGGAUCUCAAUUCUGCACAAAAGGACGCUCAUCUCCUGCUCAACUUCAAGUCGGAUGAACUGGAUGUCAGCAGCGUGGCCCUCGAAUCCAAGUUGGCGGCCCGAUUCGAAAGAUGGGACGAUUCCAAGGUCUCUCACCUAGUUUCCUUGGACGUUGGAGGAAACAACAAAUAUCGUGUUGAAAGCAACUUGGAAGGCAACAAACAGCUCAUCAAGGUUUCCAUUGAUGCGAACCAUGACAAAAGCAAACUUGGAAGCCUGAAUGUCAAUAUCGACACUUCCACCAAAAACGUGCAUCUUGGAAAAAUCGAGGCAGACGUUUUCGGGAACCAAAUAAACGCGGAUUUUGAGCAUCACGACACGAAAGAGUUGAAAAAGUUGAGCUACGGAACUCGAAUCAACUUGGAAAUGCUCGGAUUCGACGAAACAAAUCACAACCUUCUCAUUGAGGAGCCAUACUUGAAGAGCAGUUUGCAACGUGCCGGAGAAUUUCCCAUCACCGUCAAUCUCGCCUGGAAGGAAAAGGGUGCCAAUACUUACGGCCUGGAUGGAAAAUUGAGGUGGAACGAAGCUGAUGGUCAUGCCAGUUUCAUUGGCGAAAUGACUUACGUCGCUGUUCCUUUGUCUUUGGAAUUCAAGGCUGAAAUGGAUAGUCCUCAUUUCGAAAUAGACAAGUGGAGGAUCGUCGGAAAGACAAAACUCGAUGAGGGAAACAAGCGUCAGAUUCGUUUCAAAGCCGAAAGCAAAAAAGAAAAGGACGCCUACGGAUUCAGGUUGCUAAAGUACCUUCACUUUAUGCCAGACUGUCGCUGGUGCUUUUUGACGGUGUACACCUUGGUUCUCACAGUCCUCGACAAAGAACCUGAAUCUGGUGUGGAUGCCAAAGUCACGUUGCUUUUCGAGGGACGCACGAAGCGUCAGACGACUUCCUACGAAACGAUCGCGUCACUGUCGAAUCAAAAUGAAGCUAUUCAUGCUCAGUUGCUGUCGAUUCAAAUCGACGGAAACACGCCGAAGAAGAUCGGCUUCGAAGUAGACCAUGCCAAAGGAAACCUGACGGGUUCCUUGUACAUUUUGGAGCGUGUCAUUCAUGUUGAAGAAACCUGGGAGAAAACGGAAGUCAAUGGAAGAUGCUCGUACUCAUUAAAGGAGAAGCUCUGGUUGGAUCAUUCUCGCGAACCUGAUAAAAUCUUACAGGCAGAUUUCAUUCUUAGAGAAGAAGACGUGCAGAAAGGAAGUCAAUAUACCGGGUCAUUCACUGUCUCUCAUCCGACUUUGUCCAAGGACUUGCAAAUUUCUUCUGAAUUGAUCAUCCGAGGAGAAAAAUACCCUCUGAAGGCAAGUGUCUCAUUUGAUGUCUACGGAGACUUGCCUCCAUUGGACAUUUAUUUGGAAAUGACUGACGAGCAUUCCAAUGACGACUGGGAGUCUAUUGCUACUCUCGCCGUCGUCAGAAAGAGCGAUUUGGACUUCAAAGUGGUGCAUCAUUGUACAUCGCAAGGCGAUUUGUACUCGACUGGAUUACGGAUUGAAGGUGGCAAACAGGCGAAGCCAUUGUCGUUGAAAUUGGAUUACGAUCGAGGAACACCGAAAGUGAAUUUCUUGGCCAAAGCAUCGAGCAAGUCAUUCGAGAUCGUGGGCGUUAAGGAAAUUACCCGCCGGCGUCGGGAUGCAGGUGACGAGAAACCCGACGAAGCCAAAUGGGUUUGGACCCUGAGGCAAACGGACGCAGUUCCGGUCGUAGCCGAGGUCAUAUACUCCACUGACAUUUCAAUGCCAGCAUUGUCUGUUCAAGUCUAUGAUUCAGAUACCCCAGGAAAGCGACUCAGAUGGCGUGUUGGAUAUGUUGACACAAGGACACUGAAUGCUCGUUUCGACUCUGUGGAAAAUGGAAUUGAGACUUUGUAUAUUACAAGAACGAUCGCAUUGAAACCCAACAGCAUCCUGACGCACAAGUUGUCUUGGCGAGAAAAGAAUUUCCGGGGACUCUGGGAGUCGACUAAGCGAAGGAUUAAAAUGUCCGGGGAGAAUUUCGUCAACGGACUUCACGCUGUGCAAGAAGUGGUGACGGAUUGGAGGUCCACUUACGAGGCCGCCGGUCGCCUCGAGCCAGCUAUUGACCCAUUGCGAGAACGGGUCAACGAAGAAAUCGAGGAAUUCAUCGAAGAAGUGGAACUGGAUCCCACUGUGAUGCUCGUACAAAGCUUUGCCGGGGUCGAUGAUGUGAGGGCUUCGAUCGAGUCCGUGGUAGAAUUCUAUGGCGAGAGACGAAAGGAGCUGAAGGCGAAAUUGGGCGAAUUGCUGCUGGAGUUGGAGAAGAACUUGGGGCCGGAAGUGGGAAUCACGUCAGCAGACAUCAAUAACUGGGUCGACCGCACCGGAGAUGACCUCGAAAAGGUCGUCAAGGAGAUUCGAGACACUGUCAGUGACUUCAUCGACGAACUUGAGAAAGGAAAGGACAACCUGAGCAUCGACAGCAUCAUCAAUUUCUUGGACAAAUUGCUGGACAAUGUGAAAUCUCUGUUCGACUCGGUUUUCGAUUUCGUCACGGAAUUCAAGAAGGAAUACAAGGUCGAUGAGAUAAUUGAAGGACUCGAAGACCUCCAAGAUUCGAUUGAAAAGGUGCUGGAUUAUUUCUGGAAGUGCCGCUAUUUCAAGCCCUUGAAGGAUGCCUACGACGAGGCGAAGAAAUGGUUCCGCGAUGAGUUCAAGGUCAAUCGCGUCAAACUGAACGAAGUCUGGAGCGAUGUCUCAUCUUACACCAACACAGUGUUUGAAGAAAGUGGCAGCAAGUUCGUCGUGUGGAAGCCUCAAGAUGGCGAAAUUGAAAUCGAUAUCCCAGUCCCAGGAUCCGUGUCCACGCUGCAACUGCCUCUGUCUCCGUUGCAAAAGCUGUACGAGAGCCUGGAAGAAGGCGGACACCUGGACUUUGUCGACAGGAUUUGGGACUUGAUCAAGACCCGGUUGGAGAAAAUCGCUUUGCCCGACUUUUCCGACGCCCUGGACGCCACUUCCAACAUCGUGCAAGACGUCGCCGAGUUGCUGAGUCCGCAGAACAUCGCUCAACUUUUCGGCGACUCCGGGUUGUCCGGGCCGUUGGGAUUUUUCGGCCCGAGCAAACACUGGUUCGAUCAUUAUUCGUCCACGGAGCAUCCAGGGUCGGAAUCGUCCUUCAGACAGGCCAUUGAGGAUUUCUUCAAGUUUCUGAGUGACGUGGUCAAGUAUGUGGAUCGGGCGACGAGCACAGCCGGGUUCGCGACCGUUGCCCAGAGUUCUUGGGUCAACGAGGUUCUCGGAGGCAGUGGGUUGCUCAGUCCUCUCAAUGCUCUUCCACCCUACAAAACUUCGGCCUACGUUUUCGGACACGGACAAUUGGUCACCUUCGACCGGAAAGUGCACAAUUUCCUGGGCAAGUGCCGAUACCUUCUGGCCAGGGAACACGUGGACGGCAAAUACAGCCUGGAAGCGGAUUACCGCAAUUCUCACGACCCCGCGCACCCGAAACCCAGUCUCAUCUUCAACGCUCUCAAUCAAGAAGGCACUUACGAUUCCAUCACCAUCGAUCCCGAUUAUUCGGUGAAACUGAAUGGACAAUUGACAAACGUGCCUUUCCGUUCCGGAGAUGUCUGGGUGACGAAGGAGACCCCCGUGACCCUGCAGGUGAACUGGGAGAAGGAAGGAGUGACGCUUUUGUGUGACACGCGAUCAGAUUUCUGUCGAUUCCGUGUCACCGGCUGGCACCACGGCCGGGUUUCCGGGUUGCUGGGCUCCAACGACCGCGAACCUGUCACCGACAUGCUCUCGCCUUCCGGGGAGUUGAUUGAGUCAAUCAAUGAACUCGCUGGCAAAUGGAAAGUGAACGCUGAUUGUAAGGAUUCACCCCAACCCUUCUCCGGACCCGGUUUACCAGGAUGUGGAAAAGCCUUCAGGGACAACGCUUCACCUUUCGGUGAUUGCUUCAAGCGAGUGAACCCAGAACCCUUCAGAAAGGCCUGCAUGGAAUUGUCCGCCAGCAACGAGGAACAAUUCUGCGAUCUCGCGAACGCUUAUCGCAUGGCUUGUUUCGAGAAGGGCAAGGCAUUGCCAGUCUUGAAGGAUUGCAAAAAAUGUGAUUUCGAUGGAAGGAGAAUCAAAGAAGGUACGGAGACAGAAGUGAGAACUUCAGCGACAUCAGCAGACGUUGUUCUCGUGGUGAACCAGGCCGAAUGCUUCGAAAACGUUUUGAAUUUGGACACUUUCGUGAAGGAACUUCGAUCAAGUAGCAAAGAUCUUGGUGUCACGGACUUGAGGGUUGGAGUUGUGGGUUAUGGCCACAAGGAAAUCGACCAUGGGCACCCGACAGUGUUCACGUCUGCGGGGAAAGUGUGGUUCGAAGGGGACCCACCUGGCAUAGACCUGAAGGGUAACAGCAAUCGUGGUACCCUUACAGCAUUGCUGAUGGCCACUGCCUUCGAAUUCCGGCCUGUUGCCACCAAAUCCGUGGUGCUCUUCUCUUGCAAAUCUUGUCAACGCAAUUUGGAGGACGUGUUACUCGGUCGAUAUUAUCAAGUUGAGAAGGAACUUCUUCUGCGGGGAAUCACGUUGCACACCCUUUCCGCUCAAGAUAUCGAAGUGAAGAGCGGCCAGAAGAAACUCAAGAAACAAGUCAUCGGGGCUGAUUCGAAGGCAGUUUAUAAAACGAAUUCGCUGAAGGGAGGCGAAUUCCAACCGGACGUGGAACUGCGUGCAGGGAUUUCCAUUUCUCCGGAUUACUGCACUCAACUCGCACAAUCAAGCUAUGGUUCAGUAUUUUCUCUGCCGCGGUUGCUGGAGGCCGAAGACAAGACCAAGCAAUUCAGACAGGUCUUCGCUCGUCGUGUCGCGGAUUCCUUGGUUGGCCCAAAUAAUGCCAAUGUUUGUCAAAAAUGCUCUUGCGUUCCGGGUCCGUGGGACAAUCCGAUUGUCAAGUGUGAAUUGUGCGACCCGAGGGCUGGAGAUUUGGUGAGCUUCCAUGGCCAAUAUUAA